CCUGUAUGGAGUAUAUACAGUACGGACUAUGAUGAUGUUGGUCCGCCUUCAGAGGGAAAUGCUUGAAACGUCUCGCAUCAUCAGUCGCAGUAGACGCUGUGUACCUCACCUGUCGAUCUGCCAGAUCCCAUUCCGCAUCAUGUCUUCAAGUCAUUCACAAGCCUGUUCCCUCCUCUCUGACGGAUUGCGACAAACUCGACUCUUCUCUCAGUUCACUCUCUUACACUUCAGAUCGAUAUAAUCAGCUUCACACUUCAUAUAAUUAUUGUAUUAUAUCCUUCGAAGAGAUAAUAUUCACAAUGUCGCAGCCAAUUGAAGGUCGCAAGGUGCUCUUGUUAGGAAGUGGUUUCGUUACGAAGCCGACUGUUGAACUCCUAAGCAAUGCGGGUAUAGAGGUUACUGUUGCGUGCCGCACGCUUGAGAGUGCCAAGAAGCUUAGCCAGGGCAUCAAGAACACAAAGGCUAUUUCUCUCGACGUCAAUGACAGCGCUGCUCUCGAUGCGGAGCUGUCCAAAGUCGACCUUGUCGUGUCCCUGAUCCCUUACACGCACCAUGCAACUGUCAUCAAGGGCGCGAUUCGCACCAAGAAGAAUGUCGUCACUACGUCUUACGUGUCGCCUGCUAUGAUGGAGCUGGAGAAAGAGGUCAAAGAGGCCGGUAUCACGGUUAUGAAUGAAAUUGGUCUUGACCCUGGCAUUGAUCAUCUUUACGCUGUGAAGACCAUUUCUGAGGUUCAUGAUGCCGGCGGAAAGAUAACCUCCUUCCUCUCUUACUGCGGUGGACUUCCCGCGCCUGAAUGCUCCAAUAACCCCCUCGGCUACAAGUUCUCCUGGUCUAGCCGAGGUGUCCUUCUCGCUCUUCGAAAUGAUGCAAAGUAUUACAAAGACGGCAAAGUGCAAUCUGUCUCUGGGCCAGAGCUCAUGGGAACCGCCCAGCCAUACUUCAUCUACCCAGGCUUCGCCUUCGUCGCCUACCCGAACAGAGAUUCAACAGCGUACAAGGAACGCUAUAAUAUCCCGGAAGCCCAGACCGUCAUCCGCGGCACGUUUAGAUACCAGGGCUUCCCCGAGAUGAUCCGCACACUCGUCGAUAUGGACUUCCUCAGCGCCGAAGCGAAGGAUUUCCUCGACUCCCCCAUUCCCUGGAAAGAAGCCACCCAGAAAAUUCUGGGCGCCACCUCCUCCAGCGAAAAGGAUCUCGAGUGGGCCAUCUCGUCGCGCACCAAGUUCCCCACCACUGAAGAGAAAUAUCGUAUCCUCUCUGGCCUCCGCUGGGUCGGGAUCUUCUCUGACGAGAACAUUAUCCCCCGUGGCAACCCCCUGGAUACGCUGUGCGCAACCCUAGAGUCCAAGAUGCAGUACGAGGAUGGUGAGCGUGAUAUGGUUAUGCUCCAGCAUAGGUUUGAGAUCGAGCACGCGGAUGGAUCUAAGGAGACAAGGACUAGCACUCUGUGCGACUAUGGUGACCCCAAUGGUUAUUCGUCCAUGGCAAAAUUGGUUGGCAUCCCGUGCGGUGUCGCUGUCAAGCAGGUCCUUGAUGGCACCAUUAGUGCGAAGGGCAUUUUGGCACCGAUGAGCAUGGACAUCUGCGCUCCUCUGAUUAAGACUCUUAAGGAGGAACACGGCAUUGAGAUGAUUGAAAAGACUGUUUGAAACAAUUCAAUGCUAGUUGAAAGGGGUAUUGCAUUGGAUGCGUUUUUCUUUUACACCAUCAGGUCAGGGAAGGCAAUUAAAAUCUUUAUAGAGGGUUGGGGGGGGGUGGGGGGGGGUGCACCAUAGUACUUUACAAAAUACCAGCCAAUUGAUUUCCCUGCCCACCUUAUUUUGGUGCAGUGUUUUCACUUUCCGCUCACCAUAUGCGAUACUAAAUUUCAUGGCAUAUUAAGAAUCCCGCUAAUAGCUUGAUCAUAAUAUAUGCCAUGGAAAGGUAUUAGUUUCUGAAUUUCGUUCAUCAAGAUCUGCCCUUGACAAUGAUCAAACCUUCUGCAGUGCCUUCAUGCAUGUAUCCAUUUCGGCAGGCAAGGGUGUGGAUACUUCUGGAUGCAUAAGGCACUGGGAUAUUUUAUGCCUAUUUAUUCACCCGGGAGCGUGGAAAAGUAAUCGGAUACUUCUUGAAUGCCUUGGCUAUUUUCAGGUAAGUGAAUGGGUGCAGCACCAUGUUGGCGUAGAGUAAGGUCUUAAUAUCCAUCCAUACCUUGUGCGUAUUUGAAAGAGACGAUAACCUCCCCGAAACGUUCGCCAUUAUCGUGUGCAUGCCCAGGAUCGAUUUAUGAAUUCAACAUCGAAACCAAGGCUAUUCAACUCCAUAAAUACACACCAUAUCCGCUGAAGAACGAGCUUACGACAGAUCGUAGGAAUCUCCCGUCUUCUUCAUCACUGUACCCAGUCAUACCCUCGCAUCCCAUUUCCCCCACAGCUAUUUGGGCGUCCCCUAAACAAUAUUCAUCGAUCCAAACUCUCCCGCGCACCGAACCAAUAUACCACACCAAAUGAACUAUGAACCGAUGCGCGUCUUCGAGAAAGAAGGCAUGUGGUUAGAAGAGCAUGUCUAGCAUGACAAAAUUAGGUCUCAACAUGAGCACGAUGGAUCCGAUUACACUACUGGUGGUCUUUUGUGCAUGAGAUGAAAAGGGUGGAGAGCGAGACCGCGAUGCUGAUCAGGAGGGGGAGAGGGGAGGUGAUUUUGAUUUUCUGUUUCAUAGUUCAAAAAUUGUAGUGCAAUCCCAUCCUAAGACUAAAGGAGACGGGAUGCUUGUAUGUACAUAAUUAGGUUCCCCAAUGAAUAGGACAUUUUCACGAUUAAUCUCCGCUGUCUGGGGAUAUUCCCAAUAGCUUUCUCUGGGUAGUUUAUC
This is a messenger RNA of Blastomyces gilchristii SLH14081, 2851 nucleotides long. Its product is annotated as saccharopine dehydrogenase [NADP+, L-glutamate-forming]. Gene Ontology annotation, molecular function: saccharopine dehydrogenase activity. The transcript has 8 exons. Gene Ontology annotation, cellular component: cytoplasm. The record is from RefSeq and is a predicted model, not a curated record. Bases 300 to 1652 code for a protein of 450 amino acids. NCBI's taxonomy places the organism in Eukaryota, Fungi, Ascomycota, Eurotiomycetes, Onygenales, Ajellomycetaceae.